This is a messenger RNA of Meloidogyne enterolobii, 1043 nucleotides long. The record is from the annotation of a GenBank genome assembly. NCBI's taxonomy places the organism in Eukaryota, Metazoa, Nematoda, Chromadorea, Rhabditida, Meloidogynidae.
GUAAAAGAAAAAUGCUUCCAAAAAAUCCUCAAAAAAGGAUAAAGAGUAUUUACCUGUGCCAACCCGAUAGGCAUGCGGAAACUAACAAUUUUAAAUAAAAAAAGGAAAUAAAUAAAGCGAGGGUGUAUGGGAUAAAUAAAAGAAUAGUAAAAUAAAUGUGUAUUUUUUGUUCAUGGUCAUAUCAAUCACAAUUCGUUAGAUUUUCUGUUGAUUCAAGUGAAGUAUUUCUUGGUGAUUUUUAUGACAAUCAAGAAUGGCUUUUGAUAGAUGCAAUAAUGCAAAACGGAACAAUGGAAUAUUUGGGAAACGAAUCAUUUUCGAUGGUUCAAAUUAUUUUAAUUUUGAGAAGACAAUCUUUUUAUUAUGUUUUUAAUUUAGUUUUUCCAACAACUUUGGUAUCGCUUGUUGCUGUUAUUGGUUUUCAUGCUCCGAUAAAUGCUACUGGAAGAAGGGAAAGUAAAUUUCGUUUAGGUGUUAUGACUUUGUUGAGUUUAUCAGUUAUGUUAUUAAUGCUUGUUGAUGAAAUGAAAUUUGCUCUUGAAUCAAUUCCUGGUCAAAGAGGGUCAUUUUCUGAUGUUCCUUUAAUUGGUAUUUAUUACAUGUCUUUAAUUUUAACAAUUUCUGUUGCUACCUGUACCUCUUCUGUUUUUGUUCAUUUAGAGAAAUAUGGCCUUAGAAAUUCUGGAUUUGCUUCCAUUCCCAACUUUUUACGAUUUUUAUCGGCAGAAAAAUUAUUUUGUUGUUAUGUCCCUCGAAAAGUUAGGCUAAAUAAAGGUGAAAGAAUUAAAAGAAAUAAGUUAAAUUUUACUGAAUUUCAAAAAAGAGAAGCUAAACAACAACAAUCAACAACUAAUUUAGGAGAAAAUUCUAUAGAUCCAAUGAUUGUUAGUUCUACAUCUACAGCACCUUUAUUGUUAUUGGGUAGUGGGGGAGUAAGUGGUGGAAUUAAUGAAGGAGGAUCUAGUAAUUGUAAUUUAAUAUUUUGUUCAUUAAAAAUUGUGGAGGGAGGGUGGGGGGGGGGUGAUCGUUAUUUCAAGUCUUGA